Messenger RNA from Peronospora farinosa, 621 nucleotides. NCBI's taxonomy places the organism in Eukaryota, Oomycota, Peronosporomycetes, Peronosporales, Peronosporaceae. The record is from the annotation of a GenBank genome assembly.
AUGGCAAGAGAACGGAUCGGCGAGAAACGGCAGCGUAGUCCUAGCAGAGGUCGAAGUCGAAGUCGAAGUCGAAGCCGUAGGCGACAAAAUACCAAACAACGUCAACCGAUUCGUCGAAAUUGGUUUGCGGAGGCGUACGAUCCUAUUCAGAUUGGCAGCAUCGAUGGCACGGACACGACACCUCACGACAAAGGUCUGGUGCGUGCAUUAAACGCUUGCUAUGAUGCGAGGAAAGACCCACAGAUCCAGGGCGACCCAUACGCUACGUUAUUUGUAGGUCGGCUGCACUUUGAUACGACGGAGGAGACGCUCCGAAAAUUCUUUAAUGAUUACGGAGCCAUUCGGCGUCUGCGUCUCGUUCGAGACAACGAGACCAACAAGUCCAAGGGCUACGCGUUCGUCGAGUUUGAGCACGAGAGGGAUUUCGAACGCGCCUAUAAACACGCACAUCGACGUGUGAUCGAUAGUGCUGUAAUCUUGGUGGACUUUGAGCGCAGUCGGGUCAUGAAGUCAUGGAAGCCGCGCCGUCUUGGCGGCGGCUUGGGCGGGACGAAGAAGUCGGGUCAGCUUCGCUUUGGUGGAAGGGACCGUCCGUUUAAACCGCCAUUGGGUCUGCAAUGA